AUGAGGAGAAUGAUGUUGGAUCCGGUCCCUCUUAAAUGGAAAAAAUUAUGGGAUACAUGCGAUCUCCGAAGCUUCAUGCUCUUAAGUCUCUCAUUACAAACGUUUUUAAUAAUCGUUGCUCCUUUGAGAAAACGAACAAAAAGCAAUUUGAUAAUCAUGUUAUUGUGGUCUGCGUACUUGUUAGCAGAUUGGGCGGCCAACUUUGCUGUUGGACUUAUCAUGAAAGGCCAAGGAGAUUCUAGUGACAACCCAGGCAAAAAGGGUAGGGAUACUUCUGAAGAUGCAGGCCUUCUUGCCUUCUGGGCAUCAUUUAUUUUGGUGCACCUUGUUGGCCCGGACACCAUUACGGCUUUUUCUUUGGAAGAUAAUGAGUUGUGGCCCCGGCAUCUUUUUGGUCUUGUCUUCCAAUUUUUAUCUGCUGUUUAUGUGUUUAUUCUGUCACUUCCGCAUAACGGGCUAUGGAUUCCCACUUUGUUGGUGUUCUUUAAUGGAAUGCUGAAAUACAUUGAGAAAACACGCUCGUUUUAUCUUGCGAGUGCCGAUAUAUUCAAAUCUUCAAUGCUUAAAAAAGCUAACCCUGACAUCAAUGCUUCAAAACUUAUAGAUAUGCACAAUACCAUGAAGGAAGCCAAAAUGCCUGCUAAAAUUGAGGUGAUUCCCGACCAAGAAAUAGUGACCAUAUCAAGGGUCAUAUCAGCUAACAAGACUAAAAAGGGGAUUUUAACAGAAUUGGAGGUGGUGCAGUAUGGUUAUCAGUUCUAUGAAAAAUUUAUCGGUCUUAUUGUUGAUAUGAUUUAUGGUGAAAAGGAACGGCAUCAGAGCCGCGAUUUCUUUUUGAAUCGCACUGCGAAUGAUGCAUUCAAAGUGAUUGAGGUCGAGUUAAACCUAAUCCAUGAAGUUCUCUUCACCAAGUUUCCUAUGGUGCAUGGUAAGAACGGAGCCAUUAGACGGCUUUUAUGUCUUGUGACUGUUUGUUUAGCAAUCACAUUGUUCUUAUUGAAAAGCAAAACAAACUUCAGAGAAGCUGAUGUUAGGAUUACUUAUUGUUUGCUCUUUGGGGCAUUGGUUUUUGAUUUAAUUUCUCUAUUCAUGAUCUUUUCUUCUGAUUGGACCAUCAUUGCUCUUCGGGGAUCGCCUGAUGAUGUGCCGCCUCACAACUCUCUCAAGAACAAAAUCAUCACAUUAUUUCUCAAACUUAAGACAGAGGGCAUACUUAAGGUCAUUAGAGCAUUUACAUCCGAGUUGGAUCCCAAAAGCAAUACAGAAUCAAACCAGUAUGCUAAUAGGAAUGGAAGGUGGUCGGAAACCAUUUCAACUUUCAACCUUAUCAACUAUUCCUUGCACCGACGUCAUCAAUCAUUGGAAAAGGUUUUGAACAACUUGGGGUUUACUCGGUUUCUUGAUGGCAUAUCAUAUGUAGAACCCGAAGAAUUCACCGUGUAUCUUAGAGACUUCAUCUUCGACGAGCUAAGAGCGAAAUCGGAAUUCGCAGAUGACUUGGAAGAAGCUAAGGAGAUCAAUUCGGCACGAGGCAAUUGGGUGCUUCGAGUAGAAGCAGGUUGGGAUAGCUUACUUAAAUAUGUUUUCGAGGUCGAUUAUGAUCAAAGUCUCAUUGUAUGGCACAUCGCUACCAAUUUAUGCUACCACAAAGAAGACGAUAACGGUAUGCACAACACAUCCAGCAAGAAGAAGCACAACACAUCCAGCAAGAGGAACAUCGCAAAACUCUUAUCUGAUUACAUGAUGUUCCUACUAUACUUGCAACCAAACAUCAUGUCAACACUAGAAGGUGUUGCACAUAUACGGUUUCUAUAUACUUUUACAGAAGUUAGCGCCCAGAUCCAAAGGUUUUCCGAAAUAACUGAUUCGAAACCUAGAAGUGUUUGUGAGGAGAUCCUUAAGACGUCAAGAACUAAUGUGAACUCUUUGUUAUUCGAAAGUUGCAGUUUGGCUAAUCAAUUGAUAGAGAUCUCAAAGAAAGAUCCGAAAUCGGGGAAUGAUCCGAAAUUGGAUAAAUGGGAGAUUCUAAGCAAGGUAUGGGUGGAGAUGUUGUGUUAUGCUGCGAUUAACUCACGAGUCAACACACAAGUAGCCCAAGUGAGUAAAGGUGGUGAACUUAUUACCAUAGUUUGGUUGUUGAUGACUCAUUUCGGUUUCGGAGAUCAAUUCCAACCAAAUAAACAUAAUAAAAGAGUAAAGCUACAUGUUGGCAAGUAA
Messenger RNA from Helianthus annuus (common sunflower), 2217 nucleotides. RefSeq lists its product as uncharacterized. The record is from RefSeq and is a predicted model, not a curated record. Lineage: Eukaryota; Viridiplantae; Streptophyta; Magnoliopsida; Asterales; Asteraceae. The transcript is spliced from 2 exons. The coding region runs from base 1 to 2217 and encodes 738 amino acids.